UCCCGCAGUCUAAUCCAGAGAGUGCGGGCUGAGGAGGAUGCAGAGCAGCGGCGCUAAGUGUCGAAGGGACCUCGGCGCAAAGUUCCUCGUGUGGCUGUGAUUGACAAAACCCCCGCUCACAUUCAGCUCGUCCCGCGCCCCGAGUCCGCGUCCGAACCCGAAACCGUCCGGGGUGGAUCGGCCACAGACUUCCUCCAGGAGAGCCGGACCUCGCAGACGUUACGUCGGGACAAUGGAAUCCCACGUCAUGCCGGACAGCAUCCGCCCUCAGCGGCUGCAGCCAGGUAUCGGAUUCGGCUCGGGGCCGACCGGGACGCUCCGCUCCUCUCUGCGGCCCGGGGUCACGGUGCCCAUCGCGCCGCUGCUGCCCUCGCCGGCCUCGCUGGCCGCGUCCUGCGGGCCCCCGCCGCCGCCGCCGCCGCUGCAGCUGCACAGCCUGUACGGCGGCAUCGGAGCCGCGCUGGGGCCGGGGGCGGCCGGCCACUGCAACCCGGGGAACCCGGCGGUGCUGAAGGAGGCGGUGGAGGCGGUGGUCCGCAGCUUCGCCAAGCACACGCAGGGCUACGGCAGAGUAAACGUGGUGGAGGCUCUACAGGAGUUCUGGCAGAUGAAGCUGACCAGAGGGGCUGACCUGCGCAACGGAGCUCUAGUUGUUUAUGAAAUGGUCCCAUCCAACAGCCCACCGUACGUUUGUUAUGUUAGUCUUCCGGGAGGCAGCUGCUUCGGGAGUUUCCAGUUCUGUCCCACAAAGGCAGAGGCGAGACGCAGCGCUGCCAAGAUUGCCCUCAUGAACUCUGUUUUCAACGAGCAUCCCUCUCGCCGCAUCACAGACGACUUCAUAGAGAAGAGCGUGAGCGAGGCUCUGGCCUCCUUCAAUGGAAACAGAGAAGAGGCCGACAACCCCAACACAGGAAUUGGCGCAUUCCGCUUCAUGCUCGAGUCCAACAAAGGAAAAUCCAUGCUGGAGUUUCAGGAGCUGAUGACUGUGUUUCAGCUGUUGCACUGGAAUGGAAGCCUGAAAGCCAUGAGAGAGAGACAAUGUUCCCGACAGGAGGUGCUGGCUCACUAUUCCCACCGGGCUCUGGAUGACGACAUGCGCACUCAGAUGGCAGCCGACUGGGUGAACCGAGAACAGAGCGUGGCGGCAACUGUCGCGCAGGAGCUGGCCUCCACGGAGCGAGAACUGGAGGACGCCAGGCUGGCGGGCAGAGAACUGCGGUUUUACAAGGAGAAGAAAGACAUCCUGAUGAUAGCUGUGGGUCAGCUCAGUGCAGCCAACACUGCCACCCUGCCAUCACACUAAACCCAGCAUGUGGAAAAUGUGCUUUUCACACAGGAUUCCUGGUAACAGUAUUGAACAUUUCAUAAAGAUAAAGAUGAGUUCUUUCAUUUUUUUAUUCUUUGUAUCUUGCGUUUUGUCAUGAGGAUCCAGGUAAUCGGCCCUUGAUUUUACAGUAUGCACAUCCGUCCAUAAAACAAACACUUUCCGCUAUAGCUGUUACCUCUUUGUGCCUAGUGAUUACAGGAAAACCGAGCUUUUGUUCCAACCUGUAAAUGAGCUCGGAGAACCAUCUUACUGGGGAGUAUAUGUUUUUUUUCUUUUUCAAUAUUUUAGACUGUAACAAACAAAACCUGCCUUUUCCUUCAAUGAAUGUACAGGUCAUGAGUUAAUAUGACCUUACAAACCAAACACAUAUUUUAAGGCAGAUCAGUGUGUUUCUGUUGUUGUGUUGUUGUGCUCAUUCACAGUACUCAGUUGUCAAGUGGUAAAGUGGUAAAAAAAAUUACUUGUGGUAAAAAAUAGCACAAAAAAAAGUACAAACCAGAAUCGAGACUUUCUCUAACAAUCUUUAAACCCUGAUAGGGAGCACCUUGUGUCCACUCAUAAACAGAGAAUUUCUUAAACAGCAAUGAAGGAGAUAAAAGAUCCCGUAUAAUUAUCCUGCCUGUUGUAAUGGUAAUGUAAUGGAAGUACACGACAGUUCCAGCUAGCAUUGAAAAAUACUUGAGCAGGGGACUGAUCGCUCUGACAGCAGCUCAGGUUUUUGAAAAAUCAGAUGGCAAACAAUCACUUUGUUCUUAAAGGCUUGUGACAACGGUGUCCAUUGUCUGCAUGGUGACCAUGACACGAGCUGAAUGUAUAUUUUCAGUGUGCUCGCAGCUACAGGACCCGCAAAGUGACGCUGUUUAGACCAUAGAAUUACUCUUGUGAUAGAGGUUGUGUUUGUCAUGUGCUUCAUCUGGAGAUGAAAAAAAAGCUUGUGAGGGUCUCAGCAAAAACAAUAAGUUGGUGAAGGCCCGAAAAAACACGCACGGUAUCAUUAGUUACAAUGAAGUAUGGCUUUUUUAACAAGAUGAAUCACCAUGUGUGAGUCAUGUGUGACUGAUUGUCAUCAAUACAAAACAGUACCAGCGCUUGUGGUUUAUGUUUUUGAAGAUAUUGGAGGCAGAGUUUGGUUCUUAGCAGUGCCGAUGUACGUCCAUGUGCUAAAAAAACAAAUCGUCAAGUCGCACUUAUCCCCUUUCAAAUACUUUAUGUGGAAGGACCUUAUUUCUUUUAUACUGGCAAUGUGAUAACCCUUUAUUUCCCGGUAUAACAUAUCUAAAAAUGUAUUUUGUUACAUUAUAUGAAUGAAUGCAUUUCAAAGAGUCGCCUUUUAAAGACCCCAUGAAAAGGAAGUGUGAGUUUAAUUGAAAAUGUUUGGCCCUGGUUGAAAAGGUAAUGUGGGCAGCGAGUUAUGCAAGGUAAACAGUGGGAGGGCUCGUGCUUCUGCUCAGCGUUGGAUUGUCGACAGCAGAAACUGAUUACACUUAAUUUAGGGAGACUGCAAAUAAAAAUCAAAAGAAGCAGGAAUGUAGUGUGAUUAAAGCCAGAUCAGUUUCAAUAUUCUUUUGCUGUGUUUCUCCCUGGGAUCAUUGUGCCUUUAAGAAAUUGGUAGCAUGCGAUGGUUAGACUCAUUAAGUUUAAUUUAAUGGGGUCUUUAAAAGAUAGUGCUACUCCUGUAAGUCUUUUGUCUUGCAUGUAAAGGUGAUGUUACAUUACAUGCUAUAUUCAUUUAGCAUGCAGAUUACAUGCUAUAUUACUGUUACAAUACUUUAAUAUGUUGUUAUGAAGGAUUUAUUAAAUCUUACUAUCUUUGGUAUACAUUUAUAACCAUUAUAUAUUGUUGGUUUGGUACUCAGCUCGCAAAAAGUGUGUGCAGCACCAGUAAAAAAAAAAUGUUUCUGAAGAAUUUUGUCCUCUUGGCAAAGACCCUGCAGUGCCCUUCGGAAAUGAUCAAAUGGACAGUUGAACUGAUAUAAUGCAAACGUUGACCUCACAGUUCUGCAGCUUGAAUUCAGCCUUGUCAAUCUCCCAUUUUUCUUUUCACUUUACAUUACGAACGAAACCGCUCCAAGAAUCUCAACCAGAGAUUCUUGGGGCGUGAACUGAUGAACCGAUUUCAAGUCCGAUUUCAGAACAUACUGUAAUACUGGUGCGCUCCUGCAACAGCCGAAAUGUAUGUAAUGAGAAAAACUCAAUGAGUGUUUAAAUGAGCUGGGUACAGAAAUGAGGCUGGAGAUCUUGAAUUAUGUGUUUUUGCAUUUUUCCUCUAAUUAAGAUGAUUAUUAUGUGUGUAAUUUCUGACUACAAGCCAACAAUCUCAGAGCUCCGUUUUUAUUACAAAUGUCUUUGACCUUUCUUUGUGAUCAUUAUCAAUGAAGGCCUUUUUAAUACAGUAUAUUUUUUGCUAUCCAUUUUUUAAAAACAAACGGGCUUUUCAUCCUUUGGCUUUAAUGCAUGAUAUGUUGAUUAUGUUCUGUUUUUCUAUGUUUCAUAUUCGAUACAGUUUUGUUUUUCAAGUGUUUUUCUGAAGACCUGUAUUGUAUGUAUUUUCUAUGAACAUUUUGUAUUUCAUGUUUAUACUUCUAUUAGAUUUAUAUGAUGUAAUAAAUUGGCUGAUACAAAUGUU
Molecule: messenger RNA, 3953 nt
Organism: Scophthalmus maximus (turbot)
Lineage: Eukaryota; Metazoa; Chordata; Actinopteri; Pleuronectiformes; Scophthalmidae
Gene: lix1l
Product: limb and CNS expressed 1 like
Exons: 6
Coding region: 233-1303 (356 amino acids)
Biological process (GO): autophagosome maturation
Cellular component (GO): cytoplasm
Source: RefSeq, a predicted model, not a curated record